AUGGCGGCGGCGGCGGCGACGCUCCUGCGGGGCCUGGCGCUGGCCCUGGCCCUGGCGCUGGCGGCGGGCGCGGGCAUGGGCGCGUGCUACGACGGCUCGGGGCGCGCGCAGCGCUGCCUGCCCGAGUUCGAGAACGCGGCGUUCGGCCGGCGCGCCGAGGCCUCGCACACGUGCGGCGACCCGCCCGAGGACUUCUGCCCGCACGUGGGCGCGCCGGGCUCGGGGAUGCAGUGCCAGCGCUGCGACGCCGCCGACCCCCUGCGCCACCACAACGCCUCCUACCUCACCGACUUCCACAACCCCGACGACAGCACCUGGUGGCAGAGCCCGUCCAUGGCCUUCGGUGUGCAGUACCCCACCUCGGUCAACCUCACGCUGCGCCUGGGGAAGGCAUAUGAGAUCACCUACGUGCGGCUGAAGUUCCACACCAGCCGCCCCGAGAGCUUCGCCAUCUACAAGCGCAGCCGAGCCGACGGCCCCUGGGAGCCCUACCAGUACUACAGCGCCUCCUGCUGGAAGACCUACGGGCGGCCCGAGGGCCAGCACCUGCGGCCCGGCGAGGACGAGCGCGUGGCCUUCUGCACCUCCGAGUUCAGCGACAUCUCCCCUCUGAGUGGGGGCAAUGUUGCCUUCUCCACCCUAGAGGGUCGUCCCAGCGCCUACAACUUCGAGGAGAGCCCUGGGCUGCAGGAGUGGGUCACCAGCACGGAGAUCCUCGUCUCUCUUGACCGGCUCAACACGUUUGGAGAUGACAUCUUCCAGGACCCCAGGGUGCUGCGGUGCUACUACUAUGCGGUGUCUGACUUCUCUGUGGGCGGCAGGUGCAAAUGCAAUGGGCAUGCCAGCGAGUGCAUCCCCAACGAGACGGGCCAGCUGGCCUGCCGGUGCCAGCACAAUACCACGGGCACCGACUGCGAGCGCUGCCUGCCCUUCUUCCAGGACCGCCCGUGGGCCCGGGGCACGGCAGAAGCCGUCAACGAGUGUCUGCCCUGCAACUGUCACGGCCACGCCGAGGAGUGCACGUUCGACAGGGAGCUCUUCCGGGCCACCGGCCACGGUGGGCGUUGUCACCACUGCCGAGACCACACGGCCGGGCCUUUCUGCGAACGCUGCGAGGAGAACUAUUAUCGCUGGGAGCCGCGGACACCAUGCCAGCCCUGUGACUGCCACCCGGCAGGCUCCCUGCGCCUUCAGUGUGACAACUCGGGCACCUGCGCCUGUAAGCCCAUGGUGACGGGCUGGAAGUGUGACCGCUGCCUGCCUGGCUUCCACUCACUCAGCGAGGGGGGCUGCAGACCCUGCACCUGCAAUGUCGCUGGCAGCCUGGGCACUUGUGACCCCCGCAGUGGGCGCUGCCCCUGCAAAGAGAAUGUAGAAGGCCACCUGUGUGCUAGAUGUCGCCCCGGCACCUUUAACCUGCAGCCCCACAACCCAGCUGGCUGCAGCCCCUGCUUCUGCUAUGGCCAUUCCAAGGUGUGCAGGGCCGCCGGCGGCUUCCAGACGCACCACAUCCUCUCGGACUUCCACCAGGGGACUGGUGGCUGGCGGACCAGAGGCACAGGGGCCUCAGAACAUCCACCUCGAUGGAGCCCGAAUGGGGUCCUCCUGGGCCUGGAAAAUGGGGAGGAGCUCUCAGCACCAGAGCAGUUCCUAGGAGACCAGAGACUCAGCUAUGGGCAGCCCCUCACGCUGACCCUCCGCGUGCCCCCCGGAGGCGUCCUGCCCCACGUGCACCUGAGGUUGGAAGGGGUCGGCUUGGCCCUGACUCUGCAGCCCUCUAGUCCAUCCAUCUCCCAGGCUGUCAGGCCAUCAGGACAACUGCAGCUCCAGUUCCUUCUGCAGGAGACUUUUGAGGGUGUGGACCCCCCGCUGCCCACCUUCCACUUCCAGAGGCUGCUCACCAAUCUGACUGCUUUGUAUGUUGGGACCAGCACCCGAGGCCCGAGCCCUCCCGGCCAAGUGAUCCUGAGUGGUGUCCGGCUCACGUCAGCCCGGCCCCAGCAGGGCCUUUUCCCAUCAGCCUCCUGGGUAGAGAUGUGCUCAUGUCCCCAGGGAUACACAGGCCAGUUCUGUGAAUUCUGUGCUCCUGGAUAUAAAAGGGAGACCCCACAAGGGGGGCCCUAUGCCAACUGCAUCCCCUGUACCUGUAACGAGCAUGGCACCUGUGACCCCAAUACAGGGAUCUGCCUAUGUGGCCACCACACCGAGGGCCCAUCCUGCGAGCGCUGUGCGCCAGGUUUCUAUGGCAAUCCCUUUGUAGGCCUUGCUGAUGACUGCCAGCCCUGUCCGUGCCCUGGAAGGUCAGCCUGCACAACCAUCCCACAGAGUGGGGAAGUGGUGUGCACCCACUGUCCUCCUGGCCAGAGAGGGCGGCGCUGUGAGACCUGUGAAGAUGGCUUCUUUGGGGAUCCACUGGGGCUCUCUGGGGCACCCCAACCCUGUCGCCGGUGCCAGUGCAGUGGCAACGUGGACCCGAAUGCCGUGGGCAACUGCGACUCGCACUCUGGCCGCUGCCUGCGAUGCCUGCACCACACGACAGGCGCCCACUGUGAGCUCUGUCGCGAGGGAUUCUAUGGGAGCGCCCUGGCCUCGCGGCCUGAGGACAAAUGCACGCCCUGUAGCUGUGACCCCCAGGGUUCAGUGAAUGAGCCAACAUCCUGUGACUCCGCUACCGGCCAGUGCACCUGCCUGCCUCAUGUGACCGGGAGAGACUGUAGCCGCUGCAGUCCUGGCUUCUACGACCUCCAGCCUGGAAGGGGCUGUCAGAGCUGUAAAUGCCAUCCACUUGGCUCCCUGGAAGACCAAUGCCACCCCAAGAACGGGCAAUGCCCCUGCCGCCCUGGUGUCAUAGGCCGGGCCUGUGACAGGUGCCAGCUGGGUUUCUUUGGCUUCUCCGUCAAAGGCUGCCGGGCUUGCAGGUGCUCCCCACUGGGUGCUGUGUCGGCCCAAUGCCAUGAGAACAGCACAUGUGUGUGCCGGCCUGGCUUCGUGGGCUAUAAGUGUGACCGCUGCCGGGACAACUUCUUCCUCACGGCAGAUGGCACGGGCUGUGAGGAGUGUCCGUCCUGCUACUCCCUGGUGAAAGAGGAGGCUGCCAAGCUGAAGGCCAGAUUGACAGUGAUGGAGGGAUGGCUGCAGGGCUCUGACUGUGGCAGUCCCUGGGGGCCAGUAGACAUUCUCCAGGGAGAAGCCCCACGGGGGGACGCCUACCAGAGCCACCGCCUAUUGCAAGGGAGCAGAGAAGCCUUCCUAGGGCAGAUGAUGGGCCUCGAGAGUGCUGUGAACUCUGCCCGGGAGCAGCUGCAGGUGCUGAGCAGGAGUGCCAACUGCGCCCAGGCUGGAUCCCAGAAGACCUGCAUCCAGCUGGCUGAGUUGGGGGCGGUGCUGCGGUCCUCGGAGGAGGAGAUCCAGCAUGCAGCCAGGGCUCUGCCAUCUCUGGUGAUUCCUCAGGAAGGGUUUAACCUGCCCACCAACUGGAGCCAUCUGGCCACAGAGGCUCGCACCCUUGCCAGAAGCCACAGGGACACUGCUGCCAAGAUUGAAGCCACUGCACAGCGUGCCCUGCGUGCUUCCAAUAGCAGCCAGGCACUCCUGUGGGAUCUCCUGGAUGGAAGCGUGGCCCGGAAGACUCAGCAGGAACUGGAGGACAGGUACCAGGAGGUCCAGGAAGCCCAGGCAGCACUGGGCAUGGCUGUGGCAGAGGUGUUGCCCGGAGCUACAAAGGCACUGGCCACUGUGGGGCGAGCUGUCAGAGACAUGGCCCCACGCCUGGCCCUGCUGGUCACUCCUGGAUCGCUGCCUCAGAAGUCCCAAGCUAGGGACUUGGGCUCAAAAGUACAAACCCUGGAUCAGACUGUGGCACAGAGAGAGCGUGAAGUCACCAAGGCCACUGAAGCCCUGCAGGCCGCGGCCCGGGCAGCGCUGCAGAAGACGGAGCCCUUCACACAGCUGCGCCACGAGGCCACAUCGUCCCUGACCCGGGCUUCCUUGGCUGUCAAGGCUGCCACAGUGACCGUCGCAGGAGCCAAGACCCUGUUGGCUGACCUGGAGGGAAUAAAGCCCCGGUUUCCUCAGCCCAGGGAGCAGGCAGCACUGCAGAGAAGAGCAGGCGUCGUCAAGAACAGGCUACUUGUGGACACACAAAGGAAGACCAAGCAAGCAGAGAGGAUGCUGGGAAAUGCCGCAUCUCUCUCCUCGGGUGCCAAGAAGAAGAGCAGAGAAGCAGAGCUCUUGGCCAAGGACAAUGCUAAGCUUGCCAAGGCCUUGCUGAGGGAAGGGAAGCAGGGACACCGCCGUGCCAGCCGUCUGGCCAGCCAGACCCAUGGCACGCUCCGGCAGGCCUCCCAGCUGGUGCUGACCUCUGGAGCGCGCAGACGGGAGCUGGAGGAAGCUGAGCGGGUGGUUGCAGGGCUGAGCGCCAUGGAGCAACAGAUCCAGGAAUCGCGCAUCACUUUGGAGAAGGACAUCAAGGCCCUGUCAGAGCUGUUGGUCUGGCUGGGGUCACUGGACACCCACAGGGCCCCUUCCCAGGCCCUGAACGAGACCCAGCGGGCGCUGGAAGGUUUGAAGGUACAGCUGGGCUCUCAAGGGACCUUGCAGCAGAAACUGAGGCGGCUGGAACAGGAAUCGGAACAGCAGGAGCUGCAGAUCCAGAUCUUCGAGAGUGACCUCGCCGGGAUCCGCGCUGACAAGCAGAACUUGGAGGCCAUCCUGCGUAGCCUGCCUGAGCACUGCGCCAGCUGGCAGUGAGGGCCAGAGACCCUGGCUCACGCCCCCCUACCUGCUCUUGCCCCUAGGCGUGCACACAAACACGAACCCACCAGAGCUGGCUGCCGUAUGCCCCCUGUGAUUGCUCAUACUUCCUUCCCAAUACGUGCAGCCCCUCUUCCCUGUGAACAGAAGUGAGUAUACUCUCGCUCCAUUGGCAGCCCUGUACACAGACAGGCCAUAGUUGCACAUGCACCAACACACACGCAUCCUAACAGCAGUAACAUGCUUGCCUGUACGUGUACAAGUGUGAGUACAUGUGUGUGUGAGACAGAGAGCGAGAUGCACACAUGCAGUCAGCUUCCAGCUGUCAAGAGCCAGCCAUGGGCUUGGGCACUGUGUAUGCUAAGUCCUAUUAUGAAAACUUCCCUUCAGAGUAACACAUCUACCCACCCUCCACUGGUACGCGGAAGGUCGAGGGGGGACAUCCACAGAGAUCUCGGGUGGGCUCAGGAAGAACUGGGCCCCUAGUCUCAGAGCUGCUCCUGACCCGUUGUAUCUCAUCACACUGGUCACCUGGGAGCUCUAAUGCUCAAGGGACCAGGCAGACCAAGAAGUGCUAAGGGCCUAGGAGGGUUCUUAGUAGUGGCAUCUGAAGUCAUGGUAUACCCUGCUAGGCCCUCAGGGCAAGGUAGGGGUCUCAGGCUGUGGGUCUGCAGCAAUCUUACCUAAGGAAGAGCCUGCCCUGGCCUAGCCUCCUGUCAGCCUGCCAUCUACCUGAAGAGCCUGGCCCUCCACAGUCUGAAGGGGCCUGGGUUAUGGGUCACCAAACACGCCACUGGGAGUAGCCCCUUGUGCCCCCCCACACACACACCCCACUUCACCUGGUUAGCGCUUGAUUGACAGAUCCUCAGCUGGCCGUGUGGUCAUGAAGGCAGCCACAAGGGCGUGGAAGCAAAGCUGUCAUUCCAGUCCUCCCGCCUGGGGAAUCCCCCUGUGGCCAGGCCCCUGGCUGCCCCUGCCCAGGACUCCCUGGCAUUUCCUCUUGGCUCUCCUUCUUCUCUUUUCCGGGCCAUCUUCCAGCACCCAGCAGGGCCUUGGCACUGGGAUGACAGCUCCUUUGCAGGCCCUGUCACUCUCCUGGGUCCCAGGGGAACAGGCAGUAAUGUGGGCCAUUUCUGACCACGAAGAAAUAAAAGGACCCUUUUCUGAGCUA
This is a messenger RNA of Jaculus jaculus (lesser Egyptian jerboa), 5923 nucleotides long. RefSeq names its product laminin subunit gamma 3 (gene Lamc3). The transcript is spliced from 28 exons. Lineage: Eukaryota; Metazoa; Chordata; Mammalia; Rodentia; Dipodidae. The coding region runs from base 1 to 4749 and encodes 1582 amino acids. The record is from RefSeq and is a predicted model, not a curated record.